Drosophila rhopaloa is the source of this 694-nucleotide messenger RNA. RefSeq names its product optic atrophy 3 protein homolog. Gene Ontology annotation, cellular component: mitochondrion. NCBI's taxonomy places the organism in Eukaryota, Metazoa, Arthropoda, Insecta, Diptera, Drosophilidae. Gene Ontology annotation, biological process: regulation of lipid metabolic process. The coding region runs from base 194 to 694 and encodes 166 amino acids. The record is from RefSeq and is a predicted model, not a curated record. The transcript has 3 exons.
CCAAAAACAAAUAAAAAGAAAUCAGAAAUCGUAUUAAGUCGAUUUUGUAAACUAUCACGGGUAAUAGUAUUUCGAAUUUCCCGCCCCUUCAGAGCUGCCAGACCGUCGAAUUGGCAUUUCCAAUAAUGCUUUACAGCACUGAUGCAUUUUGAAUUCUGAAAUUUUCACUUAUUGUGAGAGAAGGGAUUGCAAAAUGGUUGUGGGUGUUUUUCCACUUGGGAAACUCGCUUUGCUAGGCAUUAAGCAUAUAAGUAAACCCAUUAGCAAUCUGAUUAAGCGAACGGCAAAAAAGAAUGAGUCAUUUAAAUCCCUGGUUGUCUCCCCACCAGCAAGAUUAUAUCACGUAAUCGAUGUGCGCUCAAAGAUGUGGAUGCUGGGACUGGGACAACCUCGGUUUAUUCCCCCAUUAAAUGAUGCAAUGAAAAUUGAAAUGGGCAGCGAUAUCCUAGGCGAGAUGUGCAUCUUUUUGAUUGGUGCUACGCUCAUAAUAGCAGAGUUCUCCAGGCAGGCAAAGAAUGACAGAAUAAAGCAGCAAAAGCAAAAGGCGCAUCGGGAGCAACUGGAGGAAAGAAUUGGUGACCUAGUCAACAAGGUAUCCCGACAGGAGAUGGUUAUCAAUCAGCUUAGAACGAUGGUGAGGCGUAGAGAUAGCGAUCGAGGAUAUAGUGAUACGAGGGAUCCGGAAUGUAACUAA